Echinops telfairi (small Madagascar hedgehog) is the source of this 551-nucleotide messenger RNA. RefSeq names its product parvalbumin (gene PVALB). The transcript is spliced from 5 exons. Bases 31 to 363 code for a protein of 110 amino acids. Gene Ontology annotation, molecular function: calcium ion binding. The record is from RefSeq and is a predicted model, not a curated record. Gene Ontology annotation, cellular component: nucleus; cytoplasm. Lineage: Eukaryota; Metazoa; Chordata; Mammalia; Afrosoricida; Tenrecidae.
GGCAGACUGGAGGCCAGGCUCAGUUGCAGGAUGUCGAUGACAGAUUUUCUCAGCGCCGAGGACAUGAAGAAAGCAGUGGGAGCCUUUGCAGCUGCUGACUCCUUCGACCACAAAAAAUUCUUCCAAAUGGUCGGGCUGAAGAAGAAGACUCCGGACGAGGUGAAGAAGAUCUUCCAGAUCCUGGACAAAGACAAGAGUGGCUACAUUGAGGAGGAUGAGCUCGGAUCCAUCCUGAAGGGCUUUGCCGCAAAUGCCAGAGACCUGUCUACUAAAGAAACCAAGACGCUGAUGGCCGCUGGAGACAAGGAUGGGGACGGCAAAAUUGGGGUUGAAGAAUUCUCCGCUCUGGUGGCCGAAAGCUAAGAGGCACCGACUGCCCCGGCCUUCCACCUCCCUGCCCUGGACACCUAUCUCAGCCCCUCUCGCCACCCUCCUGUGUUGCUGUUCAGUUGGUUUGUGUUAUUUUUUACUCCUCCCAUCCCCUGCAGCCCUUGUAUGACACCGUUCUUCUGAAAAAUGCUGGAGAAAUAAUAAAGGCUGUACCGAUUGGA